This is a messenger RNA of Malus domestica (apple), 1089 nucleotides long. Its product is annotated as serine/threonine-protein kinase SRK2E. Lineage: Eukaryota; Viridiplantae; Streptophyta; Magnoliopsida; Rosales; Rosaceae. Gene Ontology annotation, cellular component: nucleus. Gene Ontology annotation, molecular function: ATP binding; protein serine/threonine kinase activity. Gene Ontology annotation, biological process: intracellular signal transduction; protein phosphorylation. The record is from RefSeq and is marked provisional.
AUGAAUCGGUCUGUGCUCACAGUUGGGCCAGCCAUGGACAUGCCGAUCAUGCACGACAGCGAUCGGUACGAGCUGGUUCGGGAUAUUGGGUCGGGAAAUUUCGGGGUUGCACGGCUUAUGAGGGACAAGCAGACUGGUGAGCUUGUUGCUGUGAAAUACAUAGAGAGAGGUGAGAAGAUAGAUGAAAAUGUACAAAGAGAAAUUAUAAACCACAGGUCAUUGAGGCAUCCGAACAUUGUCCGGUUCAAAGAGGUAAUAUUAACACCCACUCAUCUGGCUAUUGUGAUGGAAUAUGCAUCUGGGGGAGAGCUCUUUGAGCGUAUAUGCAACGCUGGGCGUUUCAGUGAGGAUGAGGCGCGUUUCUUCUUCCAGCAACUUAUAUCAGGAGUCAGUUACUGUCAUGCAAUGCAAGUGUGCCACCGGGACUUGAAGUUGGAGAACACAUUGUUAGAUGGAAGUCCAGCUCCUCGUUUAAAAAUAUGUGACUUUGGCUACUCUAAGUCCUCAGUGCUGCAUUCACAACCAAAAUCGACCGUGGGCACCCCUGCAUAUAUUGCACCUGAGGUGUUACUCAAGAAAGAAUAUGAUGGAAAGAUUGCAGAUGUAUGGUCUUGUGGGGUGACCUUAUACGUCAUGUUGGUGGGUGCAUAUCCAUUUGAAGAUCCUGGGGAGCCUAAAAACUUCCGCAAGACAAUACACCGGAUAACGAAUGUCCAGUACUCUAUUCCUGACUAUGUUCAUAUAUCUCCGGAGUGCCGCCAUCUAAUAUCAAGGAUUUUCGUAGCUGAGCCCGAGAAGAGGAUAACCAUCCCUGAGAUCAGGAACCACGAAUGGUUUCUAAAGAACCUUCCAGCAGAUCUCAUGGUUGAAAACACCAUGAACAACCAGUUUGAAGAGCCGGAUCAACCCAUGCAAAGCCUUGAUGAGAUUAUGCAGAUAAUUGCCGAGGCUACAAUACCUGCGGCCGGGGCCAACAGUCUCAACCAGUAUCUUGCUGGCAGCCUGGACAUAGAUAACAUGGAGGAGGACCUCGAGUCUGAUCCCGACAUUGACAUUGACAGCAGCGGAGAGAUAGUCUAUGCAAUUUAA